AUGAAAGAAGAGAAGAAAGGAAUGAAUCUACCGCUACUCAUUCAUGUCUUUAUUUUUGUUUUCCUCCUUAUAGAUAAGGAAUGUAAAGACGAGAGUGGUUUAUGUGAGCGAGCAAAUUGUGUAACGAAGAAAUGGUUUCAAAACAGAAUAGGUCAAAGCCGGAACAAGCAAAACUGGUGUACAUUUUGGAAUCCGGACGUCCAGGGGAGACUGAAUGAACUGUCUAAGGCUAUGACCAAUGCAGAUACAGGAGAGGAGGGUAUAUGCAAGAACAUUAUGCAAGGGGGAAAGGAGGGUACACAGCAUGCAGAAGCAAACAGAAAGGCCUGUGAAUACAUUGUGAAGGGAUUAAAACAUAUUUACGAAAUCCAACCACAUGGGGAUUGGCAGGGGGAAAAAGAUGCUGCGAAAAAAAACAAGGACAACCAAAUAUUUGAUCAAACCAUGGGCUGCCUUUUCCUAAACGCCUAUGCAGAUAAAUUGAUCACCGCAGGAACUUCCUGUGGAAUCACUGAAAAUAUUAUAGGGGAAGCAUUUAAUAAAGGAAAUGCGAAAAAAGUAACCUGGUGCAAAAGUAAGCGUGAUAGUGAUUGUGUUGAUUGUACCAGGCAGAUAGGUCUAACUUGCACAUUAAACGUGAGUGAAGACCUGUUGGAUACAGAAAAAAGCGAAAAAUGCAAGGAAGACAAAGACAAUAUAGAAAGGAAAGUAGAAAAAAUGCUUACUAGCGAUACCAAAAUACAAAGAACUCUGAACAGCAUGUGCAGAGAUUGCAGCAGCAAGAAUAAAUUAUGUGAUCGUUUGGAGUGCAUAGCACAUAAUUGGUUCGAGGACAGAAUAGGUGCCACCGAAGGAAAACGGGACUGGUGUACAUUUUGGAAUCCAGAUGCCAUAAAUAGACUGAAGGAAAUAUCUGAAAAAAUGAUGACAGUGAGCGAAGACAUUAGUUCACUGUGCGAGAAUACUGUUGGGAAGAACGUUAGACUGAAUGCAGCAGGGAAGAAAGCAUGUCAAUACAUUUUUGCAGGGUUAAAGGGCAUUUAUGGCAUGGAGGAAAAUAAGACAAAGGAGAACAAGAAAGAAGCAAGGAAUAAUAGAUUAACAGAACAAACCAUGUACUGCCUAUUCCUGAAUGAAUAUUCAGAUAUGCUUAUAAAGAAAACAGCGGGGCAUGCGUGCCCCGUCACAGAAGAAGACAUAAAAAAAAUGUUUGAAGAAGGAAAUAAGCAGAUUGAUAAAUGGUGUCAGGAGGGGGAGGGUAAUUGCGUUGAGUGCAAAAGGGAAAAGGACUAUAAAAAUUGCAAGUUAGACGUGGAUACUUCCCUCCGGAAUGAAAAUGAAAAAUGCUAUAAGAACAAAGAUAAUAUAGAAAAAGAAGUGGAGAAAAUGUUCACGGAGGGGGAAAAAGACAAAACAAAUAGACCGCAAAUAGAGAAAGCUCUGACUGCUAUAAAUACUAUAAAUAAGGAUAUCCCCUUAUGUAAUCGUGUAAAGUGUAUAUACUAUAGAUGGGGUGAAAACAGGAAAGUUAACGGAGGGUACCAAUUUUGGGAUAUGUUUUGGGAGCCCGACGUCAAGAACAGGCUGAAGGAAAUAUCUGAAAAAAUAGCGGCGGCGAAAGACGCAACCAUCGAUCCUCUGUGUGAGAGCACUGGUGAGAAAAAUACCCCCCUCCGUGAAGAACAGAAGAAGGCCUGCACUUACAUUGUUAAAGGUUUAGAACACAUCUAUAAAAUUGAAAAGGGAAAUGUAACGCAACAAGAUUUAGUAAGAAAGAGCCAGGACGAAGCGCAAAGGGAGAAGGAGGAUAACCUGAUAUUCCAUCGAACUUUUUCUUGUAUCUUACUGAAUAUAUUCGCUGAUGAAUUGGAGCAAAAGAAUAAUUGUAUUACUGAACCAACUAUAAAGAAUGCAUUUGAUGCUGGAAAUAAAAAGAUGGGCGAAUGGUGUGUGGAUAAGGUUAAUGGUAAUUGUGUAAAGUGUUAUAGGAUUGCAGACUAUAAAACUUGCAAAAUAAAAGAUACAGACACGAAUACAAUAGAAUAUAGAAUGAAAGAGAUGCUCGACCCAACUAAGAACAGGGAUCCAAAAGUACAGGGCGCUCUGUCUGCAUUAAGCAACCUAUGUCAACCUUCUCAACAAGCUGCCAAACCAGCUGCCACUAAACCUGGAUCAGCAAAAGCGGCACCACCAGAUGGGAGGAGUGAAACUUCACAAGGUAAGAGUCUACAAGGUGUCGAUGAUCCUCUAGCUUUCCCUCCCGAGGAUGAUGGUGAUGAUGUUGAUCAUACAAAAAGUUAUCUAGACGAAGAAGAGGAUUAUUGGCAAGCUAAGAAUAAGGGUACUACCCAUAUUUCCAUUGCUACUAUCACUACUGUUAAUCCUGCAGAUCCUAAAAUUACGGACACUGUGAAAGGCCCGAAGGGGAAGAAUCCUAAUGGGCAGAAUGAUCCUGCCUCUGUCACCGUUUCAGGUGAUCCAGGUAAUAAUACGCAGAAGUAA
Plasmodium coatneyi is the source of this 2502-nucleotide messenger RNA. Its product is annotated as SICA antigen. The transcript has 5 exons. NCBI's taxonomy places the organism in Eukaryota, Apicomplexa, Aconoidasida, Haemosporida, Plasmodiidae. Bases 1 to 2502 code for a protein of 833 amino acids. The record is from RefSeq and is a predicted model, not a curated record.